This is a messenger RNA of Girardinichthys multiradiatus, 2853 nucleotides long. It is a transcript of the gene spon1b, whose product is annotated as spondin 1b. The transcript is spliced from 16 exons. Gene Ontology annotation, biological process: cell adhesion. Lineage: Eukaryota; Metazoa; Chordata; Actinopteri; Cyprinodontiformes; Goodeidae. The record is from RefSeq and is a predicted model, not a curated record. Gene Ontology annotation, cellular component: extracellular matrix. Bases 238 to 2586 code for a protein of 782 amino acids.
UCUCUCAUAUAAGCAGCGCUUCACCGCACAGGGCUCCAGACGCGCUCUCUCCAGUUCUGGAUGGACUUGUCUCGGUCUCCUUCUGCGCAUCUUUGUCUCUGACUGUAGUUUUGUGGGAGUUCCCGCAGAAGGGAGCAAGCACUGGUCUUUGGUUUUCUUUGCUCUGCUCAUUUUUUUUUUUUUUUUUUUUUUGUCUGAAUAGCCACUGCACAAUCAUACCCGUGCUGCAGUUCAGAAAUGGGAAUGCAUUUGCAUCUGCUGCUCUUGCAGUGUUAUUUUGUCUCGAAUUUUGUGUGCAAUGCCGUCGCUUUCGUGGAGGAGCCCAGCGGAGGGAGGUCGGACGGGUACUGCGGGCGGAUCCUUCGGGCGCAGACGCAAGGGACCAGGCGGGAAGGGCACCACGAGUUCAGGCUCAGGGUGGAGGGGGACCCGGAGAGCUACCUGCCGGGCAGCACAUACAGAGUGGGGCUUCUAGCGAGCAGCCCUACUUAUUUCAGAGGCUUCACUCUCAUCGCGCUGAAGGAGGGCCGAGAGGGCACCACAGACGACGACUACGCCGGCCAAUUCCAAAUCAUUAAUGAUGACGACACCCAGUUCAUGACCAACUGUCCUCCUGCAGUGACAGAGAGCACGCCCCGGAGAAGAACCAGAAUACAGGUCUUUUGGACUGCACCGCCCAGUGGUACUGGCUGCAUUAUUCUCAAGGCCAGUAUUGUCCAGAAAAGAGUAAUCUUUUUCCAGGAUCAAGGCUCUCUCACCAUUCGACUUUGUGAGAAAGAGCGUGUUCUCGGUGAAGUCACCGAAGUACCUGUCAUCGAAUGCUGCGCUUGUGGAACGGCCAAAUAUAGACUCACCUUCUAUGGCAACUGGUCAGAAAAAAUACAUCCCAAAGAUUAUCCAAGACGCGCCAACCACUGGUCUGCCCUGAUUGGUGCUUCCCACUCCAGGAGUUAUGUGCUGUGGGAAUACGGCGGCUAUGCUAGCGAGGGAGUCCGACAGGUAGCUGAGCUUGGGUCCCCCAUCAAGAUGGAAGAAGAGAUUCGACAGAAGGGUGAUGAAGUGCUGACCGUCAUUAAAACCAAGGCUCAGUGGCCAGCGUGGCAGCCACUCAACCUGCGAGCAGCUCCCUCAGCGGAGUUUUCUGUGGAUCGGACCCGGCACCUCAUGUCCUUCCUCACUAUGCUUGGGCCAAGUCCGGACUGGAAUGUGGGGCUGUCUGGAGAGGAUCUCUGUACCAAGGACUGCGGCUGGGUCCAGAGACUUGUGGCAGACCUUAUACCGUGGGAUGCGGGCACAGACAGUGGUGUCACAUAUGAGUCACCAAACAAGCCCACCAUUCCUCAGGAGAAAAUUCGUUCUCUGACCAGUCUGGACAACCCUCAAAGCCCCUUCUAUGACCCAGAAGGGGGCGCAAUUGCUCCUGUUGCUCGGGUAGUGGUGGAACGUAUUACUAGAAAGGGAGAACAGUGUAAUGUGGUCCCAGACACCAUCGAUGACAUAGUAGCUGAUAUUGGACAGGAGGAGAAGGAGGAAGACGACACACCAGAGACAUGCAUUUACUCCCCCUGGUCUCCCUGGUCGGCCUGUAGCAGCGCGACAUGUGACAAAGGUCGCAGAAUGAGGCAGAGGAUGCUGAAGGCUCAGCUGGAUCUCAGCAUACUUUGCCCACAAACCCAAGAUUUCCAGCCUUGCAUGGCCCCUGGAUGCAGUAUGGAGGAGCCUUCAACGUGCAUGAUGUCGGAGUGGAUCAGCUGGUCUGCCUGCAGUGUUUCCUGUGGGACGGGGAUGAGGUCCAGAGAGCGAUAUGUCAAACAGUAUCCUGAGGACGGUUCACUCUGCCAGCUUCAAACUGAGGAGACUGAGAAGUGUGUUGUCAACGAUGAAUGCUCUGACAGCAGCUGUGUGGUGACAGAAUGGGGGGAGUGGGACCCCUGCAGCGUCACCUGCGGUGUUGGCAUGAGAAGACGUGAACGCAUGGUGAAGAUGCCUCCUAUAGACGGAUCAAUGUGUAAAACUGAGGUGGCUGAGGUGGAGAAGUGUAUGAUGCCAGAAUGCCACACCAUCCCCUGCAUGCUGUCCCCCUGGUCGGACUGGAGUGAGUGUAGUGUGACGUGCGGCCGGGGAGUUCGAAACCGUCAGAGGAUGCUAAAAUCCGAUCCCACUGAGUGCACCGAGGAUCUGGAACAAACAGAGAAGUGCAUGUUGCCUGAGUGCCCGAUGGACUGCAUGGUCUCAGAAUGGUCGGAGUGGUCGGAGUGCAACAAGUCCUGCGGCAAAGGACACACUAUUCGCACCCGUAUGAUCAAACUGGAGCCACAGUUCGGGGGCAGUUCUUGUCCCGAGACCAUCCAGAGGAAGAAAUGCAAGAUCAGGAAGUGCCGCACAAAAGGAGGUGGUGGGAGUAAGGCCAAGGCAUCGGGUGCAGUGGGUUGCCGGCUGCAGCCGUGGACCAGCUGGACAGAUUGCACUUUAUCCUGUGGAGGUGGCUUACAGCAGCGCUUAAGGGUGGCAAAGAAAAGGGUAAAGGGCAUCUGCAAGGACCGGAGGGAGAUCCGUGCCUGUAACAAUCAACCCUGCUACUACUGAGCAAAAGGGUGAAAAGAGCAUUGCGAACAUCAGAAAUGUCAAGUCCCAUUGAGAAACAACUUUUUGUGCAGGUAGAGGAGAAGGGGAGGAUAUUACACUACUCUCAAACUUUUAAGGAGAAAAGGGGAAACAGGAGGCAAGUGAGAAACCGAUAAGAUGGUAAAGACAGAGUAAAGAAAAAGAUUUGAUGUUUAGUGAAGCCAUUGUAGAAAUUAGUAUACAGGGAUGGUUUUAAUUUUAGAACACAAAUAAAGUAUUAGAUACUAA